AUGCAAUAAAUAUACUAAUAUCCUUGGUUAAUAGAUGUACCUCCUUAUUUAGCUUCCUAUUGUGUUGGGUAUCACAAAGAAUAUCCAUUUUCUUUGUAUCAGUACGUGUUUGAGCCUGACAUAAUGAUGAAACCAAAUUAUAAAGCCAUCAAAACAUUUGAUCCUUAAGAACUUGUAAGAUAUUUGCAAAAUAAUUUUCCUUUGAUAAGAAGAAAUAUUUUUCAAUUUGAGGAUUAGAUGAAACAGUUAAAUUAAAUAUUUGGACAAAUUGUUAUAAAAGGUAAUGUAUAUUUAAAUAUAUUAGGUUUCCACAUUGAUGAUUUUUUUAAAUAAUUCUGUUUUGUUUUGGAGUAAAAAUUGCAUAAGUUCUUUGAUGAUCUUGAUUAAUAUUUAUUCAAAUUGAAUGGAAAAUAGACAUAAGAAUUGAUACCAGGUGACUACCGAAUUGGGGAUACUCGAAAACAUAUUAGAUAAAAAUUAAUAGAUAUGUCAAACGAUCUUGUGUCUAAGUUUGCUUCAAGAACAACUCCACAAGAAUAUGAUAGGGAAGUUAUAAGAAAAAUUGAUCAAAUUUUAAGAAUCUAUGAAUUAUUAAAGUAUGAAUAUGGAUGGCAUUUUCUCAUAAAUAUCACAAAAUUCAAUCUAGAAGAUCUAUUGGAAAGGCUUUGUAAUAAUGAACCCACCUAAUUUUAAAAAAUAGAUGAAUUGAUUGAAUCCAUGUUUAUUAUUUCAAUGAAAAAAAUUAAGGAUGUUAUGGAACAUGAAAGUACAAGUCCACUCUUUGUUUUUAAUAAGAAUGCUGUGUUGUCUAGGUAAUUUUAUUAUUUUAUCAUCAAGAUUUCAUUCAAUUAUCAAUGAUAGAUAAGAUCCCUAAAUGUCCACUGAUGAUUUGUAUUACAUUAGUAAAACGGUAUGUAUGAGAGAUAGAAGAAUCAUUUACAAAGAAUUUUGUGAUUAAAUCAAUUAGGAACUUAAAGAAAUUGCUCCUGAAUAUUUCUAAUUUGCAACAACAGAAAAGUGCGAAUAUUAGAAGGAAAGAGAAGAACUUCAUAAAAUAUUAUUAAAAACUUAAAAUGAUUGGGAGUCGUUAAAGGAAGAUGAAAUUUACUAUCUAAUUUUAGAGGAUAGAAUCAAUGAAGAGGAUUUAAGAAAGGUUCCCUUGACAACUGAGCGAUAGUUACAUUAAUUGUAAAAUUUAAAUGCCUUUGCAAUCAAAGCUUCCAAUCUAUAAUAUGAUGCAACAACUUUAUUUCAGAAGAUCUUGGAUCACAAAGAUAAGUCGAAAGCCUAUUUUGAAACUAAACUCCAAGAGGCUUUGGAUAAGGCAAAAUAAUAUUAUAUCAAAAUGACUCCUGGUAGAACGCCAUCCUCAAAUUAAAUUAAAUAAUAUGUAGACAGUCUUUAUAGUGAAUUAGCCAACUUAUUGAACUCAGAUUUCUCUAAGUGUUAAAGAUAAAUGUCAUAAACUGAUAAGUCUGUUGAACAAUAGCUUGCUAGAAACAAUCAGAAUCCUUAUUUAUAAUAAGUAGAAACGGAUCUUUAAAAGUAACAACAGGUUAGAGAUCAUUUGUAAAAAAAUCCAUUUAUAGAUACCCAAAUACAAAAACCAAUAACAAACCCUGAUCCUCUUACACAUUCUCUUCAAAAAGAACCAUCAGAUACAACUAAUAUUUCUUAAUAAGAAUCGUCAAUUUAUGUUGAUCCUCCUUAAAAUAAAGCAUCAACAAAGACUUAUCCUCCACAACAACAACCAUAAACUAAUAUUUCUCCUUCUGAGAAGAUCCAUGAAAGAUAGGCAGAACCAUCAAAUCCAAUAGAAUUAAAUCAGAAAAAUAUUAUAGGACUUAAUUAAUCCUUUUAGUCUUAGAUAUCAUCUGGUAGCGAAUUUAAUCCCAAACACGAUGAUAAGGUUACUAAAAUUUUAAAGGAAAAAUACUAGCCUAAAAUUGAAGUAGAGGAGAUUGAUUAGAAUUUUAUAACCCCAGAAAUGCUGCCCUUAAUAAAUAAGUAUAUUAAAGGAACAAAAUAUGGAAAAAAAACGACAAUUAAAAUGAAAGAAUUUAAUUCUUUUGAAUAUGUGAUUUAACUGUUUGAAGAUUUUAUUACAUAAGAUGAGGUUUACUUGUUAGAUUUUGAUGUAGUAAAAAAGCUAUUUGAUAUUUUUGAAAAAUUAAUUUCUUAGGAAGAAGUUUAAGAUGAUGUUUAAAGAUUAGUUACUUAGAUAGAGAGGACAUAUCAGGAAAUUACAGGAAGAGAAAACUUUGUUGAAUCAAAAAUCUUUUUCCCAUUACAAAAUAACCCAUUUUUGUUUUACUUAGUUGAAAAAGAUCCUAUUUCAAAAUAAUUAAAAUUAUAUUACGAUAAAUAGCCAAAUGAAGAUCAUAUGGGGGAAGAAUUUGAUCGUUUUUUGUUCUUUUUGUAAUAGGUUUUCUAUUGUGAAGAGUUUGAAAUUUCUUAAGUGAUUCUUCCACCUUAAUCAAAAAAAAAACUUGAUUCAUUUGGAGCUGAUGGCUACUAUAUAAAGUAUAUGAUGACAGUUUUUGCAAUUAUUUAUGAGUAAUAAAAUAUUAAGGAAAACAUUAUUAUUAAUGAUGACACAAUUGCAAGAGCAUUUUGGGCUUUAAAUUAAUAUACUGAAUUGUACACAACAUUGUAGGAAAAUGAGGAAAAUGUUAGAAAUACCUUUACUGAAAUGGUAGAAUAGGCACAAAAGAAUAAUAAUACUGUAAUAAUUACAUAAAUAGUAUAACCUUACUUAGAAAAAGGAAUUUAAAAUUUAUCAUUAGUAAAAAUUAAACAUUAUAUUUUAGCAAGUGUAAGAGAUUUAUGACCACUUCUUGUCAAAUAAGGUUAUAAAAUAAGCCUUUAUCUCUAUAGAAAUUGAUAUUUAAGAAUAAGAAUAAAAGAAUUGUUUGUAUGUUCAUCUAUAAAAAGUUUAACAACUUAAUUUUCUAUAGGUAUAAUCAUUAAAUUUAGCUAGAUAUUUAUGCUAAAAGGGCAUAAAAACUUCAAUGAAGAUAUGUGUAACAUACUAUUGAUGGAUACAGACUUAUUUACAAAAUAAAUUUACUUAGAUUUUCCAAGACAUAACAUUUUAUCAAAUUAUAUUGAAGUUUCCCUUGGAGCUUUUUACCAUCUUGUAGUAGAGUAAAAUUUAACUCCAAAAGAGGCAAUGGCAAAUUUAUUUUUCUCGGUAGUGCCAUAUAAUCUAAUUUUAAAAUAAUAAGAAUGA
Molecule: messenger RNA, 3232 nt
Organism: Paramecium octaurelia
Lineage: Eukaryota; Ciliophora; Oligohymenophorea; Peniculida; Parameciidae
Source: the annotation of a GenBank genome assembly